AUAAAACCCAUUAGCGCACGAGAAUCUCGGGGCUAUAACGGUGCGGCAUCUCUCAUUACAGCCACACAGAAGCGCAACGGAGAAAGCUGCGUGAGCCACUAUGGAGUUGUACAACAAAUACACAUUUUCUGAUGAUAUCCUGCCUGUUGUCAUUGUUGGUAAUGGACCAUCAGGGAUUUGUCUCUCUUAUUUGCUGUCGGGAUACACGCCUUACCUUUCCCCCGAUGGUUUCCAUCCCAACCCAAUUUUGCAUAACAAGCUGACACAGAAUCCUCAUCUGUCUUUGUUUGACCAGGAUCUAGAGUACCUGUGUGAGGGUGUAGAGGGCCGUUCAUCAAACCCUGUGGCUGUGCUCUUCGACGCCCUCCUUCUUCCAGAUGGUGACUUUGGAGUGGAUUGUGCCUCCCCGCUGAUAUGGAGACAUGAGCCGGAAAGGGCUACACCUCACCUUGUGCUAGGGAAGGGACCACCUGGAGGGGCCUGGCAUGCGAUGGAGGGCUCAAUGCUGACACUCAGCUUGGCUAACUGGAUGGAACUUCCUGGUUUGAAGCUGAAAGAGUGGAUGAGAGAUAAACGAAGAAAUUUACGUAAUGACCGGGCCACACCAGCUGAGAUUGCGUUGUACUACCAGCACUAUGUGACUAAAAUGGGUCUGGAGAAGAGCUUUGCUUGUGGCACCACCGUAACCUCAGUGUCUCGGGUUUCCCUUGAAUCUGGCUGCUCCGUUUGGAAGAUCCAAGGCCUCCAGAGAAGAGCAAGCAGUGGUGAAGAAAUUGAAGUCCCUUUCUCGGUCUAUGCUGAGAACGUGGUGCUUGCCACAGGAACCCACGACAUCCCUGCCCGUCUCGGCGUGGAAGGUGAAAACCUUCCCUUUGUGUGCCACAGCUUCUGGGAGCUGGAGGCCGCCAUUUCGUCAGGCCGCUUGGACCGCGCUUCAGAGCCGGUUCUUGUGGUUGGUGCUGGGUUGACGGCGGCGGAUGCCGUUCUGGCAGCUCACCACUUGAACACUCCUGUAUAUCAAGCCUUUAGGCGACCUGUGAGUGAUCCGGCGCUCGUCUUCAACCAGCUGCCCAAGCUCCUCUACCCUGAGUACCACAAAGUGCAUCAGAUGAUGAGCCAACAGCAGUACAAAGUGGGUGAGACGGUGGUCAAUCUGUCCAACCAGCCUCUUUCUUCACCUGCUGAUGGCACCAGCCCGUAUACCUGUUAUCCUGGUUACCUAAGUUUCCCAAAGCACCAUGUAGCUGCCUUCAGACCUGAUGGCAAGUGUGUGCUUGAGGAUGAGGGAGGGAUACAGACAGUGCUGCAAGUCUCAAUGGCGCUCGUUUUGAUUGGUGCCCAUCCCAACCUGUCAUUCCUCCCAGAACAUGGUGGUCCGCUGGCGUUGGACUCGGAAGAGCCAAUCAGUUGUCGGCGGAACCCACUAGACGUGGAUCCGUACACGUAUGAGUGCGUGAAGGAGCCAGGGAUGUAUGCCAUGGGUCCGCUGGUGGGUGAGAACUUUGUGCGGUUCCUGAAAGGCGGAGCUUUGGCGAUUGUGUGUGAUAUCGCCCGAAAACAAAGUAAAAAACGUCAAGAGAAUUGCACAACCAGCUCAUUGAAUAUUCAACUGACCAACUGCACGUUGGAAGCAUGAAGAGACAUUGACUUUAAAGGGGUGAAAGGAGCUCUUUGAUAUAUAGCUAUCUGGUACUUCCAGAAUCCACACACAUGUCGGAAAAUGCUCAGUGGUUCUGCUCCAACUGAUACAAAGGAAUCAGUUGUUGAACAGUUUGUGACCGUUCCGACAUCCCACUGCAAGCGCACGGACAAAGUUUUUUGUUGUUAAUGGCUAACUAAACCGCCUCUGAACAUUAAUCUGAGUCUCCAGACACAGGGUGCUUUAACACUUCAGGGAUUUAUUGGUCCAUGGCUGCUCACUCGAAACACUACUCAUGUUCUCACAGCAAUCAUGUUCUGUUGUGCCAAAUUAACAUUUGUAUGCUCGGUGUUUUCAAAUCUAAUAUUUCCUUCAUGCACGGAAAACACAAAACUAAACUUUGCCAAGCAAAUGCUGCUGUUGUAUCAAUGGUGGUGGUACUAACCCUUUUACUGUCUUCUUCAAUGAAUGUAUAAAUCAUAGUGGACCUAAAAAAAUCAGAAAGAUCAUCGCAUUUUAACUUCUUGUCUCUCGUACAUUGCCUUCCCAAGUAAAGCAUACAGUUGUAGUGAAUCCUUUGGUUAGACCAGCAAACCAGACACUUGAGUGUCUAGAAUGAGGGCUCUUAAAAGUUUAAGACGUUCUUGUUUCAUUCUGCUGUUACUAACCUAAAGCCAAGCUCGGAGAGGUCAGGCUGCACUUACAAAACUGACCACAAGAGGGCCUUUGCACGCCGUGACUGAAGCCAGCAACAAUUGCAUCAGACAUAAUGAUCUAUCAUGACGUUAUUUGAAUUAAUGAUUAAUCCUACAUAAGCUCAUUCAACAUUGUGUUAGUUGACAUGGGCCAAAUAUAUGACCUCGAGGACCUUUUGAUGCAAUGAGUAAAAUAACUGUACAUUUAUUUAAAUUUUGUAAGAUGUAAAUUCAAAUAAAAUGCAUAUCUUGUUCCUUCAAGAAAACGAUUCUAGAUUCAAGGUUAUGAUGCAUGAUUUUUUUAUCUAAAAACUAUUUCUGCUGUAUUACUUGCAUGUAAAUUAUGAACCCUGGCAGCUCUGAUCAAAUGUGUUUGUAAAAAUAGUUUGUUCUUUUUUUGAAAUAAAAAUAUGUAUAGUUUAUCUA
Messenger RNA from Sinocyclocheilus grahami, 2760 nucleotides. RefSeq names its product oxidative stress-induced growth inhibitor 2-like. Gene Ontology annotation, molecular function: growth factor activity. Gene Ontology annotation, biological process: negative regulation of cell growth. Lineage: Eukaryota; Metazoa; Chordata; Actinopteri; Cypriniformes; Cyprinidae. The record is from RefSeq and is a predicted model, not a curated record.